AUGGCCACAGAUCUCGUCUACCCAGUCUGUCAAUCUUUGACUGAAAAAUCUUUUGCUUCUGAUAUCGAAAAGCUGUCCUUGAAAUUUCCGACCACCACGCCGUCUAGCUCCUUCACAGUGAACACAGAAACUGCCACCAAUGGGACCAAGAAAUCAAAAAUUCACACGCUCAUUCUCGAUCUCGGCGAUGUGCUCUUCCAUUGGACCGGCAAAGAUCUCCAGGCCCUCUCCCCUCAAGAUUUUCGCGCGGUAAUUCUUUCUUCUACAUGGACCGAGCUCGAAUGCGGUAAAGUUAGCGAGGACAAAGCCAUUGAGAGCAUUGGUAAAGAGCUUUCCCUAGACCCAAAUGCGAUUAAGCAGGCACUUGCGCAAUGUCGGGGUACAGUACGCGUGGACCAAGAGCUCCUCGACCAGCUUGUAGAGCUCAAGAAGGAGAUGAAUGGACACCUCAAAGUCUACUCAAUGACCAACAGCAGCAAAGACGACUUUGCACUUCUCAAGGCCACACUUUCCGACUGGAGUCUGUUUGAUGGAGAGUUCACAUCGUAUGAAGCGGGUCUAUCGAAACCAGAACUGGGGUACUACAAGCACGUUAUCGACAGGAUCGGCCUGAGGGAUCCCUCAUCAGCUAUCUUCGUCGAUGACAAGGAAGUCAACGUCAACGCGGCAAGCUCUUUCGGCCUCCAAGGCAUGGUGUUCAGAUCGCCGGCAUCUCUCAUACGCCAACUACGAAAUCGGCUCUCUGAUCCCGUAACACGAGCACGACAGUACAUGAUGCAGAAUGCACACAACCACAUCUCAUGUAUCGAAAAUGGCCCAGAGUUCCGCGAUGCAUUUUCGCAGUUUCUCAUUCAUUGGGAGCUGAAGGAAGCACAGUAUCUCAGUUUGUCUCCUCCUGGCGCUUCCAAAGCCGAAAUCAAAGCCGUUAUCGAACAGGCUUCCGCCGAGGCCAAAACAUGGAACUAUUUCAUCGGUGACCCCGUGGGUACAACAAAAACCUUCCCCGACGACAUCGACGAUACAGCAACCGCACUGCUUGCAUUCUCGCCACCAGCCGCAUCUGCCAACAAAGUUCUAGACAAGAUAGCAGCGAGCCGACAUCCCAGAGACAAUCUCGCGUUGAAUUACUUCUGCGACGGCCGGCAUCGCGUGUGCCCAUAUGUCAUUACAAACGUCGUCCGUGCCUUCUACCACUACAACCGUGGCGCAGACGUCAAGCCGGAGUUUGAGCACGUCCGCCGCAUUCUGCUGAACCGCGGCUAUGUCGAUGGGGCAGAAGCAUAUACCUCUGCCGACGUCUUUCUCUACUUCCUAUCCUGCCUUGUCGAUGCAAAUCCCACCGCGCCGGAGAUCCAGUCCCUCCGCAAGCCAAUGGCUGCUGCGCUUCGCGAGCGCGUGGGGCGUCGUGAAGAUUCUGUUUCAACUACCGCACGGGUGUUGGCAUGCCAGAAACUAGGUGUGUGGGCCCAGUCGGAUGUACAGUACCUCAAGGAGUUACAAGAGAGCGACGGUGGUUGGGAAAUUGGAUGGGUGUGCAGAUAUGGUAGGAGUAGGAAGAGGAUUGGAAGUCGGGGUGUGCCUACGGCGUGGGCUAUCAAGGCGCUUGAAUUUGAAGCACAGCAUCAGAAGUAA
Molecule: messenger RNA, 1632 nt
Organism: Exserohilum turcica Et28A
Lineage: Eukaryota; Fungi; Ascomycota; Dothideomycetes; Pleosporales; Pleosporaceae
Exons: 2
Coding region: 1-1632 (543 amino acids)
Source: RefSeq, a predicted model, not a curated record